UUCUACUUCCUUCACAUCAAUCAGUCUUCAUAUACAUACAUACAUUUAUUUAUUUUAUUAUAUAUUUCAAUCUCCCUCAUUGUUAUUAUUAUCAGUAGUAUAUUAGGGGUUAUACUAUAAAUUCAGCACCAUCAAAAAGAAGAAUCAGCAUCAGCAGCAUCAUUUAAGGAGGCAUGGGAAGUGUGAAUGAAGGGAAACUUAGGAUCUGUAUUGACAGAGGAGGCACAUUCACUGAUGUCUAUGCUGAAAUUCCCGGUCAGUCUGAAGGCAAAGUGAUGAAAUUGUUGUCUGUCGAUCCGUCUAACUAUGAAGAUGCUCCUGUUGAAGGAAUCAGAAGGAUCUUGGAAGAUUUUACUGGAAAAAAGAUCCCAAGAACGUCAAAAGUCCCUACUGAAAACAUCGAGUGGAUUCGCAUGGGAACAACCGUUGCAACAAAUGCACUUUUAGAAAGAAAAGGUGAGAGGAUUGCUUUGUGUGUGACCCGAGGAUAUAAGGAUUUGCUUCAGAUCGGUAACCAGGCCCGCCCGAAUAUCUUUGACCUUACUGUGUUAAAACCUUCUAAUCUGUAUGAGGAGGUCAUAGAAGUUGAUGAGAGAAUUGAGCUUGUUCUUGAAAAUGAGAAAUUGGUUUGUGAAUCUGCUGAGCAGAACGUAGUUACAGGCAUUUCGGGUGAGCAGGUUCGUGUUGUGAAGGCUGUUAAUGUUGAAACUUUGAGGCCUUUACUUAAUAGUCUAUUGGAGAAAGGAAUCAAGUGUUUAGCAGUUGUGUUAAUGCAUUCUUAUACAUAUCCAGAUCAUGAACUUGCUGUGAACAAAUUGGCUGUAAGUAUGGGGUUCAAGCAUGUUUCAUUAUCGUCUUCUUUGACUCCCAUGGUUCGAGCCGUUCCUAGAGGUUUGACCGCUAGUGUCGAUGCAUAUUUGACUCCCGUUAUCAAAGAGUAUUUGUCAGGAUUCAUUUCUAAAUUUGAUGAUAACUUGGGAAAAGUGAAUGUUCUAUUUAUGCAAUCAGAUGGUGGUCUUGCUCCAGAAAAUCGUUUCUCGGGCCAUAAAGCGGUAUUGUCGGGUCCUGCAGGCGGGGUCGUUGGCUACUCUCAGACCCUUUUUGGGCUCGAGACCCAGAAACCGUUAAUUGGGUUCGACAUGGGUGGGACCUCUACUGAUGUGAGCCGAUAUGCUGGAAGCUAUGAACAAGUUCUUGAAACACAAAUAGCAGGGGCCAUAAUUCAAGCACCACAGCUCGACAUUAACACUGUAGCUGCUGGAGGGGGGUCAAAGCUAAAGUUUCAGUUUGGAUCAUUCCGGGUAGGGCCUGAAUCUGUAGGUGCACACCCGGGGCCGGUCUGUUAUCGGAAAGGUGGUGAGCUGGCAGUCACGGAUGCUAAUCUUGUUUUGGGGUACGUAAUCCCUGAUUAUUUCCCUUCUAUCUUUGGGCCGAAUGAAGAUCAGCCUUUGGAUAUUGAUGAUACUAGGCAAGAGUUUGAGAAGCUUGCUAAAAAAAUCAAUCUUUAUAGAAAGAGUCAAGAUCCAUUAUCGCAAGAAAUGUCAGUGGAGGAGAUUGCACAAGGGUUUGUAAAUGUUGCAAAUGAAACAAUGUGUCGACCUAUUCGGCAGUUAACCGAGAUGAAAGGUCACGAAACCAAGAGCCAUGCUCUUGCUUGCUUUGGAGGUGCGGGCCCACAACACGCGUGUGCCAUUGCACGCUCAUUGGGCAUGAAUGAGGUUUUAGUACACAGAUUUUGUGGGAUUUUAAGUGCAUAUGGGAUGGGAUUAGCAGAUGUUAUUGAAGAGGCUCAAGAACCGUAUUCUGCUACUUACACUCCUGAAACUGUUCUAGAAGCUUCGCGUAGAGAAACACUGCUAUUGAAACUGGUAAAGCAAAAACUUCUAGAUCAAGGCUUUGAAGAAGGUAGCAUUACAACGGAAUCAUAUCUAAAUUUAAGGUAUGAAGGGACUGAUACUGCUAUUAUGGUAAAAGGAUCAGGAAACGAUUACGCUGGUGAGUUUAUUAAGCUAUUUCAACAAGAAUAUGGGUUCAAACUCGAAAACAGAAAUAUUUUAAUAUGUGAUGUAAGAGUUCGUGGUAUUGGAGUGACAAAUAUUCUUAAGCCAAGAGUUACUGAAAGUUCUUCGGGUACCCCUAAAGUUCAAGGGAGUUACAAGGUUUACUUUGGAAAUGGAUAUCAUAAUACACCUCUUUUCAAACUUGAAGAUUUAGGAUAUGGUCAUGUGAUUCCUGGGCCUGCAAUUAUCAUGAACGGUAACAGUACGGUGAUAGUUGAACCUAAUUGUAAAUCUAUAAUUACCAAAUACGGUAACAUAAAGAUUGAAAUUGAGUCAAAUUCGGUCGAUGUGAAAGAAUCAGGAAAUGUUGCAGACGUUGUGCAGUUAUCUAUAUUCAAUCACAGAUUCAUGGGUAUAGCUGAACAGAUGGGUAGAACACUGCAGAGGACUUCAAUUUCAACAAAUAUAAAAGAAAGGCUCGAUUUCUCUUGUGCCCUUUUUGAUCCUGAUGGUGGAUUAGUUGCUAAUGCUCCACACGUUCCGGUUCACUUGGGAGCCAUGUCUAGCACAGUCCAAUGGCAACUAGAAUAUUGGGGUCAAAAUUUGAAUGAAGGAGAUGUAUUAGUGACCAAUCAUCCGUGUUCUGGUGGUAGCCAUUUACCUGAUAUUACUGUAAUUACACCUGUUUUUGAUAAUGGAAAGGUUGUAUUCUUUGUUGCAAGCAGAGGCCACCAUGCUGAAAUUGGCGGAAUAACUCCCGGAAGUAUGCCACCAUUUUCAAAGUCCAUUUGGGAAGAAGGAGCUGCUAUUAAAGCAUUCAAACUUGUUGAAAAGGGAAUAUUUCAAGAAGACGGAAUAACAAAACUUCUUCGAUUUCCGAGUUCAGAGGAAUCAGCUGUCAAAAUUCCUGGAACACGCAGGCUUCAAGAUAAUUUAUCAGAUCUUCAUGCUCAAAUAGCUGCAAAUCAAAGAGGAAUAGUUCUUAUUAAAGAACUUAUUGAGCAUUACGGGUUGGAGACGGUUCAAUCUUACAUGGUUUAUGUUCAAAAGAACGCUGAAGAAGCUGUUAGGGAAAUGCUAAAGUCGAUUCCCGAGAAAGUUUCUUUUUCAUCCGCUAAUGCUGAUAAUUUGUUUACCAUUGAAGAAGAAGAUUACAUGGAUGAUGGUUCUUCAAUUCACUUGAAACUUACAAUUGAUUCUAAAAAAGGUGAAGCCUUUUUUGACUUUUCCGGAACUACCCCUGAAGUUUAUGGAAAUUGGAAUUCACCCGAAGCUGUAACAAAAGCUGCUGUUAUAUACUGUCUUCGAUGUUUAGUUGAUGUUGAUAUUCCUUUAAAUCAAGGCUGUUUAGCACCUGUUAAAAUUUAUAUACCACCUGGAUCAUUUCUAUCUCCAAGUGAUAAAGCUGCUGUUGUGGGCGGUAAUGUUCUGACCUCACAGAGGAUCACAGAUGUUGUGUUGAUGGCAUUUCAAGCUUGCGCUUGCUCACAGGGUUGUAUGAAUAAUCUUACUUUUGGUGACAAUACUUUUGGUUACUAUGAGACAAUUGCAGGCGGAAGUGGGGCGGGGCCCACAUGGGACGGGACAAGUGGGGUCCAGUGUCAUAUGACUAAUACUCGUAUGACAGAUCCGGAGAUUUUUGAGCAGAGGUAUCCGGUUAUUUUGCAUAGAUUUGGGUUGAGAGAGGGGAGUGGCGGGGGUGGGGUUCAUAAAGGGGGUGAUGGGGUGGUCAGGGAGAUAGAGUUUAGGCAGCCAGUGGUGGUGAGUGUUCUUACCGAGAGACGGGUUCAUGCACCUAGAGGGCUAAAUGGAGGAGAAGAUGGUGCUCGUGGAGCUAAUUAUCUGGUAACCAAAGAUAAACGGCGUGUGUUUCUUGGUGGUAAGAAUAGUAUUGAGGUGGAAGCAGGUGAAAUUCUUGAGAUUCAUACUCCUGGUGGAGGUGGAUGGGGUGCUGUUUGAUUUCCUACUUGAUUAGAGUUUCGGGAGAAGUGUUGUGACCAACUGGAUUGGGUUCUUUGGAGGAUGUCGGAGAAGAUGGGUUCAAACUUAUUAAUAAGGUGAGCAAAGCAUGAUGUUGUGUAUGUAUUAAUAAAGCUCAAAACAUUUUAUCAGACUCUUGUUGAGACUAUUUGUUCCGCCUUGGUGAAGUCAAUUGAUCUGACGAUUGUAAAUGAUGAUGGUGGACAAUUGUAUCUUUGUCGAACACUUAUGGUUGUAUCACGAGUGAUCAAGUUUGUGUUUGCUACACGUUUAAUGGUAUGAAAUUUUUUGUUAACACAGAGUCUGUACCCGAGAACCAUUACCACAUUAUCAAUAAACUUGCUUCUUUGGAUGCAUGAUUUAAGAUAUAAGAUAUUUGAUUA
This is a messenger RNA of Erigeron canadensis, 4363 nucleotides long. Its product is annotated as 5-oxoprolinase. Gene Ontology annotation, biological process: glutathione metabolic process. The transcript is spliced from 2 exons. Lineage: Eukaryota; Viridiplantae; Streptophyta; Magnoliopsida; Asterales; Asteraceae. Bases 174 to 3959 code for a protein of 1261 amino acids. The record is from RefSeq and is a predicted model, not a curated record. Gene Ontology annotation, cellular component: cytosol. Gene Ontology annotation, molecular function: 5-oxoprolinase (ATP-hydrolyzing) activity.